AUGUCGUCGCCGACGACACCAACGAGCUCAAGGUCUUCGUCUCUAUCAUCCUCACCACCUGGAACACCACCCGAUUUACAUCAAAACACCAUACACCCUGAUGCCAAAUGGCUUGUACAGAAGUUUGGUGGUACGAGCGUAGGGAAGUUUUCUGUGAAGAUUGCAAAGGACAUCGUGGCGAAUUAUAUCGACAGCCACAAGGUUGCCAUUGUAUGUUCAGCACGCUCGGGCUCGACAAAAGCUCUGGGGACGACAAACUUACUGCUACGAGCUGCCUCAGAAGCUCUCAAACGUGAAAAACCCGCUGGUUCGUCGGCUUCAGGUUCUGCCACACCCGUCUCCAGGGGUCUCUUCGGUGUCGGUGGGGGGAUUGCUCGCAACGGCAGCGACCACAGUAUGAGCCCACCUACCAGCCCGAAAGCACGAAGCAGGUCAUCUCGCUCGUCAAGCCCACAACCAUUGUUCGGUUUCACCUCUCUUAACGGCUCGCACCCGGUUGGGACGCAGCCUGAAUUCGCCGUCACCGUCGACAUUAUCCGACAAGAACAUGUCACGGCUGCCCGUAAUUCCAUACGCGACCCAGUAAUCCUGAAGGAGUUGGAAGAAGAAAUCGACAGGGACUGCGAAUGGCUGCGGAGUUUCUUGUUUGCUGCAAAGAUCAUCGAUGAAAUAUCUGCCCGAUCCAGAGACAGCAUCAUUGGAUUAGGGGAAAGAAUGGCGUGCAAAGUCAUGACUGCCAUUCUACGCGACCAGGGAAUCGACGCUGAAUACGUCUCGUUGGAGGAAGUUGUACCGCCGUACGAGGGAGACGCAGCCUCAGAGAAGGCUCUACCACAAGAAUUCUAUGACAACCUCGCGCGAGCGUUAGGCGAGCGCCUCGAGCAAUGCGGUUCUCGUGUGCCCGUAGUCACAGGGUUCUUUGGCCCAGUCCCAGGCUCGCUACUCCGUCAGGUCGGACGGGGCUACACCGACCUGUGUUCUGCACUGCUCGCUGUGGGCCUCAACGCCUCCGAGCUACAGAUCUGGAAAGAAGUGGAUGGUAUCUUCACUGCCGACCCGCGAAAGGUGCCCACGGCGCGCCUGCUAUCGGUCAUUUCACCAGAAGAGGCUGCUGAGCUGACGUACUACGGCAGCGAGGUCGUGCACCCAUUCACGAUGGAGCAGGCGAUCCGACAGAAGAUCCCGAUUCGCAUCAAGAACGUUGAGAACCCGACGGGGCAGGGCACCGUUAUCCAUCCCGACACGGAGGACCUGUCGUCGUCCGCGUCGAUUGCCCACUCUGUGCCGGAGCCGAUCACGCUCAAGUCGUUACACGAGCUCGCUCUUGCCACGGAGGCCUCUCAGCGCAAGCGACUACCGACGGCGGUGACGAUCAAGGAACAUGUUGUCAUACUGAACAUCAACUCGAAUCGCAAGAGCGUCAGCCACGGCUUCUUGGCUGGCAUAUUCGGCACGUUGGAUAGGUUCGGCGUCGUCGUCGACUUGAUCAGCACGAGUGAAGUCCAUGUUAGUAUGGCCAUUGGGGAUGGGCUUCCGAAGAAGACCCUCGACCGUCUCGUCAACGAGCUCAAGAAAACAGGAACGGUUGACGUCCACAAAGACAUGGCCAUCCUCUCACUCGUCGGAAAGCAAAUGCGGAAUAUGGUUGGUAUAGCGGGCAGGAUGUUCACAACGCUUGCCCAGGGCAACGUCAACAUCGAGAUGAUCUCACAAGGCGCCAGCGAGAUCAAUAUCUCCUGUGUCAUCGAUGCGCGUGACGCCGUCAAAGCUCUCAACCUCAUUCAUCAAAGUUGCCUCCAGAUCAAGCCCGAGGGUGCGAGGGGUGGAGUAGGACCUUGGCUGUUCUAA
This is a messenger RNA of Cyclocybe aegerita, 1848 nucleotides long. The record is from the annotation of a GenBank genome assembly. NCBI's taxonomy places the organism in Eukaryota, Fungi, Basidiomycota, Agaricomycetes, Agaricales, Hemipholiotaceae.